AUGGGGGCCUCUGAGAACCCGGAGCUUUGGAGCCCAGGUCACACGCAGAGCACCUCCUUGACCAGUGUGGCGCCACCAUUUGCAUUCGGCCAACAGGCCACGGACAAAGCCCUGAGCGCGGUCCUUAUUGUGGUCCUCUUCGUCAUCAUGGUAUCUCUGGGGUGUACGAUGGAGAUAGCCAAGAUCACAACUCACCUCAGGAAACCCAAAGGCGUGGCAAUUGCUGUAAUGGCUCAGUACGGCGUCAUGCCCUUGACAGCAUUCGUGUUGGGCAAACUCUUCCAGCUGGGCGCUACAGAAUCCCUGGCCAUCCUCGUCUGUGGCUGCUGCCCAGGGGGAAAUCUCUCCAACAUCUUCAGCCUGGCACUGAGAGGGGAUGUGAACCUCAGCAUCGUAAUGACCACAUGCUCAACGGUCCUCGCAAUUGGACUAAUGCCUCUGCUGCUGUACCUUUACUCACAAGGACUAUACGAGGGGGAUUUGGAGGGCAAGGUACCUUACAAAGGAAUCAUCACGUCCCUGGUCCUAAUGCUAAUCCCCUGUGCCACCGGUAUCAUCUUGAAUGAGAAGAAACCACAGUACACUGGCUUUAUCAUCAAGGCAGGGAUGGUUGUACUUCUACUGUCAUCUGCUGCAAUAAUCGUUCUGUCUGUGGCCAGUGUGGGAAACGGUAUCACGGUGGUCUUCUCACCAUCCCUCCUGGGAUCUUCUGCCUUGAUGCCUUUCAUUGGAUUCCUGUUGGGCUAUGUUCUCUCUGCAGUCUUCAAGCUUAAUGACCGGUGCAGGCGGACGGUGUGCGUGGAAACUGGCUGCCAGAACGUACAGCUUUGCUCGACUAUCCUCAAGGUCGCCUUCGCCCCAGAAAUCAUUGGCCCCUUGUACUUCUUCCCACUGCUCUACUUGCUUUUCCAGCUUGGAGAAGGACUUCUCCUCAUCCUGGUCUUUAGGAUCCAUGACAGAAUUAAGAAACCAGACGGCAACUGCGGGAAAACUGACCUGCGCAGCUGUGGACACCGUUACCGCUCAAGAAAUGAAAUCAGCAUCAAGACCCUGCAGGAACAGCGGGAAACCAGCAAUGCAAUGCAGACAGAUUCCGCAGCAGCCACUAUCACAACCCCUCCGAGCUCCACCUUCUGCAGCCGCCUUACAGGUCCCCAGCGGUUCCGUGUGAGACUUUAG
Charadrius vociferus (killdeer) is the source of this 1179-nucleotide messenger RNA. It is a transcript of the gene SLC10A1, whose product is annotated as solute carrier family 10 (sodium/bile acid cotransporter), member 1. Gene Ontology annotation, cellular component: membrane. The coding region runs from base 1 to 1179 and encodes 392 amino acids. Gene Ontology annotation, molecular function: bile acid:sodium symporter activity. The record is from RefSeq and is a predicted model, not a curated record. The transcript has 5 exons. Gene Ontology annotation, biological process: bile acid and bile salt transport. NCBI's taxonomy places the organism in Eukaryota, Metazoa, Chordata, Aves, Charadriiformes, Charadriidae.